CUCCGAUAUCGCGUCAGUCAACCCAGUUCCAGGAAUGCCACCGACUCGGCUGGGUCAGCCAUUGUGGACAUACAAAGUCCUCCCGCUGACCCGUAUUCGUCGUGACUUGUGAGCCGCGGUAUGGAUAGCUGGCGACUGUGGGAUUGGGUUUUGCCUAAAGUUGCUCGUCGAACGGCGCGACACUGCACUCAGGACACGGCGAGUGAGGGCGCUGGGGUCCGGGGUACCCAGUUGACUUGUGCACAGGAGUCAGUGUGUAUAGCGCAGCUCCGGCUGGACGGGACGGGAGCCACCGGUUCACCACCACUCUGUUUAGUUAAGCGGCAUGGCGCACGGAAUGCAGGCAGCUUUGCGGGCGUCGCGUCUGAGUGUGAGCCGACUGAACGGUCUUCCCCACCGAUUGAUUGGGUGUGAUUGACGGAUUUGAGAGGGCAAGGCCAGGCAAGCUCCAGACAGUAUUAGAGCCAACAGAUGAGCUGUCUUGGCCAGAUGGUACACGAUGAUCUGACA
Molecule: messenger RNA, 510 nt
Organism: Cutaneotrichosporon oleaginosum
Lineage: Eukaryota; Fungi; Basidiomycota; Tremellomycetes; Trichosporonales; Trichosporonaceae
Source: RefSeq, a predicted model, not a curated record